AUGGGAUUCCUUGUAGUGCUGUGYGCUUGGCUGCUCUYCUGGGGCUGCCGGGCGGCGCCGGAGCGGCUGCGCUAUGCGAUUCCCGAGGAAAUGRGCAGYGGMUMCGUGGUGGGGCCGCURGCGCGGGACCUGGGACUGARCCCGGCAGAYCUGCCCGCACGGCAGCUGCGGAUCAGCUCGGAGAAGCACUACUUCGCGGUGAGCGCGGACACGGGGCACCUGUACGUGARCGAGCGYCUGGACCGSGAGGAGAUGUGCGGSGACUCGGCGUCCUGCUCGGUCAGUCUCGAGGCGGUSGURCAGAACCCRCUCAAYGUUUUCCACGUCGACGUGGACAUCCAGGAYAUCAAYGACAACGCGCCGCGCUUCYUGCAAGAKAACAUCCACUUCGAGAUCAACGARUUWACUUCUCCYGGAGCCCGRUUUCACYUGGGAAAUGCYAUUGAUCCGGACGUSGGWCAGAAUUCUCUUCAGGGMUACGAGCUGGAAGACAACGCSUACUUCGUAGUGGAAGUGAARGAGAACCWGGACGGCAAGAAGUUCGCCGAGCUCGUGCUGCGCCGUGCGCUGGACCGCGAGAGCGAGCAGAGGCUUCAGCUUGUCCUGACGGCGGUGGAUGGCGGCGAGCCGCGYCGCAGCGGCACCGCCCAAGUCUGGAUUAACGUCACCGACGCCAACGACAACGCGCCCGUUUUCGCGCAGGACCGCUACCAGGCGAGUCUGUUCGAGGAUCGCUUCUCCGUGGGCGGCGCCGCCUUCCCGGCCGACUUCUGCGAGGGCACCUUGCCCUACUCGUACAACCUGUGCGUGGCGCCGGCACGCGCCGUGGCCGAGUGCGCUUUGGUGCCGGCGCCGCUGCCCAGCCGCGCCGUCGACGAUCUUCUCAGCGGGGACGCGCCCGCCAUGCUCACGCCCGGCAGCACUUGUGCCCCAGCAGAGCCGUCCUCGGACCCCGACGCCCUUCAGGCCAUGAGAGGGUCGCCAGGRCGAGCGCUGCUGUGGUGCGCCUUGGUGGCCGUGUGGAAGCUGUCGUGCGGGCAGCUGCGCUACUCGGUGCCCGARGAGAUGCCGAAGGGCUCCUUCGUGGGCGACGUGGCCAARGACCUGGGACUGGAAYCRUUUGAGCUCCRCGAYAGYRGAGUCCGCAUCGUAGAMAAAGGUAGGCGKGAAUAUUUUGAAGUGAAUGCRAARACSGGMCRUUUAGUGACRGCGGAACGSAUAGACAGGGAACAAGYCUGCMAAGCGGCRGAUGAGUGUGUGCUGCRCUGYGAGGUGAUAGURGAGGGCGAAAUGAAGGUUUAUGCRAUCGAAGUGSAAGUGARAGAYAUWAACGACAACGCGCCSGUUUUCAAGGAAGUGCAGCUGGAGSMAAUAAUAAGCGAGACAACAGCCGUGGGGUCGCGGUUCCCCUUGCGCCGGGCGCAGGACCCGGACAUUGGGAGCAAUUCCCUGCAGCGUUACGAAUUGAGUGGAGACGAACACUUCUCCCUGGCYGUCCAGACAGGAACCGAUGGGGAGARACGUCCCGAGCUGGUGCUGGAGAAGGCGYUGGACCGCGAGGAARCGGCRUUUYACGAGCUGCUGCUGACRGCGGUGGACGGYGGSGAUCCACCACGGACGGGCACAGCGCGAAUCCGUGUGGUCGUGUUGGACGCGAACGACAACGCGCCRGUGUUCAGYCAGKCRGUGUACACGGUGCGUGUGCGGGAGGAUGUGCSSGUUGGKUCRCGGCUGCUYASCGUSAACGCSACGGAUGCCGACGAYGGGAUGAACGGAGARGUGAWUUWUUYGUUUGAAAAGAUUUCRGUGAAAGCAUCUGAAAUAUUUCAGYUGGACAAGGAAACGGGAGCGAUCACGCUSKUAAAGAGYCUGGACUUCGAAGAAGRUGACUCUUAUGAACUGGAGRUUCAAGYGAAGGAYGGUGGGGGCCUUUCGRACACGGCGAAAGUCKMMAUCRCAGUGASWGAYGUGAAYGACAACGCGCCCGAAMUGACRGUCACGUCGUCGCURAGYGCGGUGCCGGAGGACUCUCCRKCKGGGACGGURGUGGCCCUGCUGCACGUGCAAGACCGCGAUUCGGGGGCAAACGGGGAGGUGAGGUGCUCCCUGGACGCGGGGCUGCCCUUCCGUCUGCGCAGCUCGCUGGRCAACUAYUACAGCGUKGAGACGWCGAGRSARCUGGACCGCGAGGCGGUGUCGGAGUACAACGUGACGGUGCGGGCGACGGACGGCGGGUCGCCGGCGCUGUGGAGCAGCGCGGUGCUGCCGCUGCGCGUGCUGGACGUGAACGACAACGCGCCAGUGUUCGCGGAGGCGCGCUACAGCGCCCGUGUGCCCGAGAACAGGUAUUUUGCACUCGAACAACAGAGGCGGAAGGACGGAAUACAUUUCGGAAUACUGCAGAAGGAGAGGCAGAGGCGCUCGAUGGGAACCCUUGCAGGGCUGCUGUGCGUUUGGCUGCUCUCCUGGGGCUGCCGGGCGGCGCCGGAGCGGCUGCGCUAUGCRAUUCCCGAGGAAACGGGCAGAGGUUCCGUGGUGGGGCCGCUGGCGCGRGACCUGGGACUAAACCCGGCAGAUCUGCCCCGACGGCAGCUGCGGCUGGUCUCGGCGGCAGGAAGGCAGCUGAAAUACUUCUCGGUGAGCGCGGACACGGGGCACCUGUACGUGAACGAGCGCCUGGACCGCGAGGAGAUGUGCGGCGACUCGGGGUCCUGCUCGGUCAGUCUCGAGGCGGUCGUACAGAACCCGCUCAAUGUUUUCCACGUCGACGUGGAUAUCCAGGACAUCAACGACAACGCGCCGCGCUUCCUGCAAGAGAACAUCCACUUAGAGAUCAACGAGUUUACUUCUCCAGGAGCCCGGUUUCACUUGGGAAAUGCCAUUGAUCCGGACGUGGGUCAAAACUCUCUUCAGGGCUACGAGCUGGAAGACAACGCGUACUUCGUAGUGGAAGUGAAAGAGAACCAGGACGGCAAGAAGUUCGCCGAGCUCGUGCUGCGCCGUGCGCUGGACCGCGAGAGCGAGCAGAGGCUUCAGCUUGUCCUGACGGCGGUGGAUGGCGGCGAGCCGCGYCGCAGCGGCACCGCCCAAGUCUGGAUUAACGUCACCGACGCCAACGACAACGCGCCCGUUUUCGCGCAGGACCGCUACCAGGCGAGUCUGUUCGAGGAUGCACCGCUGGGAGCCUCCGUGCUGCAAGUCUCCGCCUCUGACAGCGACGACGGCACCAACGCCUAUAUCACCUACAGCUUCAACAAGGCGACAGCCAAGGUGCUUCGGCAMUUCGGUYUACAUGCAGAGACGGGGAUGAUCACGCUGAAGGAGGCCCUGGACUUCGAAGAAACGAGGAGCUACACUYUGCUAGUAGAGGCGAGGGACGGGGGUGGGCUGCUCGUGGUGCUGGUGAAGGACCACGGGCAGCCGGCGCUGUCGGCCACGGCCACGCUGCACGUGGUGCUGGCCGAGAGCUUGCAGGAGGCGCUGCCGGCGCUGAGCGAGCGCGCGGCGGGCGCCGAGGCGCCGUCGGACUUGCAGUUCUACCUGGUGCUGGCGCUCGCGCUGCUCUGCGCCUUGCUGGUGCUGAGCGUGGCGCUGGCCGUGGCGGCGCGGCUGCGGCGCGCCGGGCCGCCCGCCGUGCUGCGCUGCCUGCGCGCCGAGCGCUUCUCCGUGGGCGGCGCCGCCUUCCCGGCCGACUUCUGCGAGGGCACCUUGCCCUACUCGUACAACCUGUGCGUGGCGCCGGCACGCGCCGUGGCCGAGUGCGCUUUGGUGCCGGCGCCGCUGCCCAGCCGCGCCGUCGACGACCUUCUCAGCGGGGACGCGCCCGCCAUGCUCACGCCCGGCAGCAGCUGUGUCCCAGCAGAGCCGCCCGCGGAUCUCGAUGCCGUGCAGGUCUGUAAGAUCGUCUUCUGCGUGCUUUCGGUGUUCUGUUAUAAUCCCUGUUCCUUCGUUUAUAAUUUUGAUAAUCUUCAGUAA
Molecule: messenger RNA, 3975 nt
Organism: Nothoprocta perdicaria
Lineage: Eukaryota; Metazoa; Chordata; Aves; Tinamiformes; Tinamidae
Product: protocadherin gamma-B2-like
Exons: 5
Coding region: 1-3975 (1324 amino acids)
Biological process (GO): homophilic cell-cell adhesion
Cellular component (GO): plasma membrane
Molecular function (GO): calcium ion binding
Source: RefSeq, a predicted model, not a curated record